AUGGCCACAACACGUAUCCGUGUGAAGCAGAUCCUGCAAUCCCCCCUACCCCCAUUGAACCAGGGGUCCUCUAAAACCUCCUCCUCCGCCCUCCACAGGCUCAGAUAUGUCGGAAGUUUGGGCCCCUGGCCCAACUUUCAGAACCAGGUCGAGGCAGCGUAUAAUGCCCAGGCCUUUAGCCGCAGUACUACAAGUCCUGUCAGCCCCGGCCCGCACCAGGUGGAGCCAGAUAUUGUUUCUGUUGGGGACGAGCAUGGUCUCCAAGGCCGCUUUCAACAAGCCAUAGGACAAGUACUGGGAGUGGCCUUGGAGGCCCAGGGAAUAAACCUGUCUUUCGGGGACUUUAAGUGCUCCGGGAUCAUCUAUGAAAAUAUCCCGGACGUCAUUGGCCUGUCCCGAACUAUCCAAGGCAAUGACGAGUUGAGUUUGAUAGGGGAACUCAAAGUUCCGUGGGUCCUAGCCCAUUCCAUAAGUGACGCGUAUCAUACACCGAAAGGUCUGAGGCGCCUCCUCGGACAGCCCCUCUUAUAUAUGAGGGAUCUCGGAUCCGCGUAUGGCUUUCUAAGCACUUAUGAAGAGACUAUCUUCCUCUACCAGACCCAGCUGGCAAACGGACAAUGGCAUGUGGAGUAUUCCCCGGUAGUGUGGUCAACCGAUAUCUACGAACCCUCUCAGGGUCCUAGUUCUAUUCCGUCUCUCUCUAUGAGACAGUGCAUGUUUUAUGUCGCUGGGCUUGCAAGCCAGCAUGGGCCGGUGUCUAACCAAACCCCGGCAUCACAAUGGGUGGUAUGGGGAUGA
Molecule: messenger RNA, 798 nt
Organism: Penicillium samsonianum
Lineage: Eukaryota; Fungi; Ascomycota; Eurotiomycetes; Eurotiales; Aspergillaceae
Exons: 1
Coding region: 1-798 (265 amino acids)
Source: RefSeq, a predicted model, not a curated record